Phymastichus coffea is the source of this 1829-nucleotide messenger RNA. RefSeq names its product arrestin domain-containing protein 2-like. Lineage: Eukaryota; Metazoa; Arthropoda; Insecta; Hymenoptera; Eulophidae. The transcript has 7 exons. Gene Ontology annotation, cellular component: cytoplasm. Gene Ontology annotation, biological process: protein transport. The coding region runs from base 246 to 1511 and encodes 421 amino acids. The record is from RefSeq and is a predicted model, not a curated record.
GUGGCUGAUGCAUUUGUAGAUGAAUAAUAAAAUUCUGAUAUUUUUGUUAUAUAUUAUAUAUAGUUAUAUGUAACAAAUAAUCUUUACAUUGUGUAUUAUUUCGCCGAAUUCGCGCGUCAGCGCAUCGUGCAAUAUAGACAAAGUUUAACCAACCUGCUGAUCGAGUCAUUAUACCAUUGUUCGGUUCCAUUGCAAUACCUAUAUAUUAGAAACUCGCUGCUGAAUAAGAAAAGCUACAGAACGCCAUGCAUAAAUUGCAAGAUUUCCGCAUAGACUUCGAUAAACCUGAUGCCACUUACGAACCUGGAGAAAAUGUGUCUGGAAAAGUUAUUUUAAAUCUUUCCGGCUCGAAAAAUGUUAAAGAGAUACGAUUGGAAGCUCGUGGAGCAGCGGAAGUUCACUGGACCAAAAACCGCAAAGUUAAAGACAGUAGUGGUCGCCGUCACCGCCAUACUGAUCAUUACAAAAACAGUGAACAUUAUUUUAGCAUAUCAAAUCGAUUACUCGGCAGUGGAACUGCAGAUGGACAAACAACAAUACCAGCGGGUCAACAUUCUUAUUUUUUUUCUUUUCAAUUGCCUUUCAACAUUCCCUGCAGUAUAGAACAUAAAUAUGGACGUGUUCGAUAUGUUGUGAACGCGAUACUUCAUCGACCCUGGAAAUUCGAUCACAAAGUUCUAUCAGCAUUUUCGGUUAUAGCCCCGUAUAAUUUGAAUACUCAGGAAAACGUUACUUCGGGUAUCCAUGACGAGAUUACACGCACAUUCCUUUACUGCGGUUGCUGUACUUCUGGUGGAAUGAAAAUUAAUGCGGACAGCCAAGUGAGCGGAUUUGUUCCAGGAGAGAUAAUCAAAAUGCUAAUUAACUAUGACAACUACUCUACUCGAGUUAACAUAACAAAGUUGAAAUUGAAAUUGAUUAAGAAUAUGACAUUUCAUGCUUCAUCGCCAAUUCCCGAUAAAAUGUUUGAUACAGAAAUUGUAGAAAAAGUUAAAAAAAAUAGACCUUUUGGCAAGAAAGGUGAAAGUUUGUUAAAUAUUCAAGUACCGUCACUGCCUCCCUCAAAUUUAGAAUAUUGUUCUAUUAUCCGUGUCAGUUAUCAGCUUGCUCUCUGCAUUAACGUUUCAGGAUUACACUUCAACAUAAAGCGUCUUUAUCCAGUGCAACUAGGAACAGUGCCUCUGUUUCAUCAAACGGCAAAUUUGUCACAUUAUUCAGUCACACCUUAUAUUCCUUCAGCUCCGCCAAUCGAUCAAGUCACUUCUAUUCCACAACCGAUGCCUCAGCCACCACACAUUGGUUUUGCCUUAAUGGACGCACACAUCCGCACUCCUGCUUAUCCAUCACAACCAGAGAUGGCGCCUCCAUCAUAUGAAGAAUGUGUUUAUGGAGUUAACACCGUUUCUAAUCAAAAUGAACAAAGACUUCAUGGAUCUACGGUCCAAUUUGUACCAAAAUAUCCCGUUUAUAAAUUUCCAAUGCCAAAUUCUGUAUCCAAUUCAUGUUUGUAACUUGAUUAUUUCAGAUCCGUCUUAAUAAAAUUGGCUAAAAGACAAUAUGAUAAUAAAUCGAAGAAAUACUCCACUUUAGAUAUCAUAACAGCAUCAUAAAUUACAUUUUAGAAAAUAAUUUAUAAUAGAAUGUUAAGUAGCAUGCAGAUACUAAUUAGUUCAGAUUAUAAUUAAAGAAUGUUCGUUGAAUUAUUCAUGAAACAAAGAUUGAACAAACUUGAUUGUGGCAAAAACUGAGUGUAUUCUAAAAUUUUCUGAGCUAUGUACGAAGCUGACUGCAUAACAUGUAAUUAUUUAUAAUAUUUCUACUUACACAAG